UGCUCGCUGCCGUCUCUCUCACCAAAACCAAACAACGAUCGAUCACUGAAUACACCACGGUUCAAUCAAGUCACCAAAGAAUAGUGGUGCGGAAAAUGAAAAGACAAAAGAAAAGCGAAAUAGACAGACUCAGUGACUUACCGGAUCAUCUCCUUUUGCAUAUAAUGCAAUUUAUGAUUGCAAAACAUUGUGUCCAGACUUGUGUUUUGUCUAAAAGAUGGAAAAACCUUUGGAAAUGUCUCACUAAUAUCAAGUUAUUUGAUCCAUACAAUGGUGUUAUCUUCGAUGAGUUUGUAUCCCAGUUUCUAUCUUGUCGUGACAAUUCUGUUCCCCUUCAUAACAUAUCAUAUAAGAACAAUGUACGUAGGAAUUAUGAAAUUCCCCCUAAAACUACAAAUAUUCUUGUAGAGAUCAUGGAAUAUGCUGCGUCGCAUAACGUGCAACAACUAGAAAUUAAAGCUAAAACAGACCACAUAAGAAAUCUUGAGUUGCCCCCUUCCAUUUUUAAUUGCGAUUCUUUGACAUCUCUUACUCUUUUCUUGCGGGGUGUAUCUAAAUCCACUACCAAAAUGUUUCCAAAAUCUUUGAACUUGCCGGCAUUGAAAACUUUAACACUUGUGCAAUUCACUUUCUUUACUAGUAGUGACAAUGGCUAUGCUGAGCCGUUUUCAACAUGUAAUAUGUUGAACAAGUUGGUCAUUUUUGCUUGUAAAUUACAAGAUGAUGCUCAAGGCCUUUGCAUAUCCAAUUCUAAACUUUCUAAUUUGGCCAUAGGUACUAUGAAUCGUCGUUCCAACAUUCACAAAGUUAUACUUUGUACUCCAAAACUUAAAUCUCUCACUAUCAUAGGGAUUCCUCCUAUUUUCCCAGCCCCUUCUACAUGCAGUUUAACAAAUUUGUUGGAAGAACUAAAAUUUGAUUGUAUGUAUGGGUCUACUAUGGGAGAAGAUAUCUUGAUUAGUUGGUUGCAUUUGAUUGCUAAAGUCAACAUAAUGACUCUCAGUUACAAAAUCCUUAAAUUAAUGGUUAAUAUUCUGAAAAAUAAUAGUUCAAUGAGAGCUCAACUUCCUAGUUUUGUUAAAUUGAAGUCAUUGAAAGUGGAAGCUUACCCAUGGAAAUGUGACGACAGAAUAAGAGAAAUGGUAUCAUAUCUACUUCAAAAUUCUCCACCACCUGCCACCUUUGAUAUCGUUACUGUAGUGAAAUGUGAAGCUACCGUAAUGAAAUAUGCUCUUGCGUUUGUUUUGUCUAAUGGUUUUGAAAGAGUUAUCUUCGAAGAUGACUGUCAACAGGUUGUGAAUGUUUUGUGUAAUGAUUAUUUGUAUGUGAAUGAGCUUGACACUUUGCUCUCAACUUGUAGUUUCCUUUUCAAUUCUAAUGAUAAUUACAAUAUAGUUUAUGUUAUGAGACAAGUUAAUAUGGUCGCUCAGAAUCUUGCUAGAGCAUCUUUAUUUUAG
Trifolium pratense (red clover) is the source of this 1457-nucleotide messenger RNA. RefSeq names its product F-box/LRR-repeat protein At3g26922-like. The record is from RefSeq and is a predicted model, not a curated record. Bases 96 to 1457 code for a protein of 453 amino acids. The transcript has 4 exons. Gene Ontology annotation, molecular function: RNA-DNA hybrid ribonuclease activity; protein binding; nucleic acid binding. NCBI's taxonomy places the organism in Eukaryota, Viridiplantae, Streptophyta, Magnoliopsida, Fabales, Fabaceae.